This is a messenger RNA of Rhizophagus irregularis DAOM 181602=DAOM 197198, 600 nucleotides long. The record is from RefSeq and is a predicted model, not a curated record. Lineage: Eukaryota; Fungi; Glomeromycota; Glomeromycetes; Glomerales; Glomeraceae.
AUGGGUUUAUGGCCAAAAAUAUUGUCAUUUAUUUCAUUUUCUGAAACUUCACUUCGGAAGCAUGCAGUAUGGGUAUGCGGAACUGCUAUUCAAAAUAAUAUUAGGGCGCAAAAAGCUUUUGCAGAGAAAGGAGGAAUAAAACUUAUCUUAGAUCUGUUAAAGAAUCCAAAUGAAGACAAUGAAAUUAAGAGCAAAGCUUUAUAUGCUAUUUCUGGAGCAAUUAAGCAUUAUCCGCCAGGAUUAGAACAAUUUGACCAAGAGAAAGGAUAUGAAACACUACUAUCUUUAUUACAAACAUCUAACCUUACAAUUCUUCGUAAAUCAAUAUUUUUAUUUAAUACAUUACUUUUACAAGAUCCUAUUAAAGUAGCUACUCGAAUAGAAGAAAAAGGAUUGUCUAGACAAUUGGUUAAGCUGUUAGAAACUUAUGGUGAUGACGAAGAUUUAGCUGAUAAGAUAUUACGUACAUUACUUGCCGAAUUUCAAUAUUCUUCAAAAUCACUUUCUGAGGAUGAAAUAAAUGAGUUAAGGCGAAUUCUUCCAGAAAUAAAGAAUAAGUAUGGAGAGGUUGCUUUAAGUAAGCCAGAAUGGGAAGAAUUG